Alosa sapidissima (American shad) is the source of this 4391-nucleotide messenger RNA. RefSeq names its product zyxin (gene zyx). NCBI's taxonomy places the organism in Eukaryota, Metazoa, Chordata, Actinopteri, Clupeiformes, Clupeidae. The record is from RefSeq and is a predicted model, not a curated record. The coding region runs from base 348 to 2303 and encodes 651 amino acids. Gene Ontology annotation, biological process: transforming growth factor beta receptor signaling pathway; integrin-mediated signaling pathway. The transcript has 10 exons.
GAAAAACUUGAGAUAGAUUGCCAGGUAUCUUGCUCACCCGAAAACAUUUCAAAAACACAAUGGCAAGAAUGUAAGGAUUACCGCUUCUUGUUUCAAGUAAGGAAAUACCUCAAAAAGGGAGUGGUGAUGUCAGGGUAACGUUAGGCACUUUAAUUGAGGCGGAGGCGCUGGGAUUAACCACUCAUUCUGACUUGGCUAGCCACUAGCCAGCUAGCUAAUGUUAGUAGCUGGUUAAUAGUAACGUGUUGGCUCUACGUGUGUCUAUCACUGGUUAGCCUACCUCUGAGCUCGACAAGUGCCAAGACAACCUGCCAAGCUUGUUUUCAGCUGUGAUCUCAGAAACCAGCAUGGCUGACUCCAGCAGCAGUAAGCCACUUGUGGUCACAUCUUCCGUGUCACUCAAGGUGACCGCACCCUCUUUCUACAACCAACCAAAGAAGUUUGCCUCAGUGGCGCCCCCUCGCCCCAGAGGACAAGCCACCUCAACGGUGGUCAGCACAGGGGUCAUUGGUCGGGUGGGAGAGAUGCCACCACCCCCACCAUCAUUCUGUGAGGAUUUCCCACCCCCUCCUCCGCCAUUGGAUGACGCGGAGCUGCCUGCCCCUCCCCCGGAGUAUGAGGCACCUCCCCCCGCAUUCCCUGCCCCUCCCCCUCCAGCUGUGGAGGACCUGCCCUUCCCAGCACCCCCAGAAGAAGUCACCUCUGACCCCUCCGACCCCUCACCUCCUCCUCCUCCUCCCCCUCCUCCUCCCCCACCACUUCCUGCAUCCAAUUCCACCAACAACAACCAGAGGCUUAUGGAGAAACAGACAAGCUUUGAUAGACAGCUUGACUCUCUGACUGACAUGCUCUCAGAAAUGGAGACCAGAGGUCCCUUCAAUCCCAAGCUGCCCGGUCAGUUCUCCUCUGCUCCGGCGCCCAAGCCUGUGGCCCCUCCCCCCACUGCCCCCAAACCCUCCCUGUCCUUCCUCCCGCCCCCUGAGCUCCAGGACCGCCCCCCUCCCGCCCCCUGGGCCGAGGAGCUGCGUGCCCGGACCACGUUGCGGCAGGCGCCCGCUCCCUCCCCUGUUCAGCCAUUGGCUAAAUCUCCGGCCCCUGUUCAGCCAUUGGCCAAAUCUCCGGCCCCUGUUCAGCCAUUGGCCAAAUCUCCGGCCCCUGUUCAGCCAUUGGCCAAAUCUCCGGCCCCUGUUCAGCCAUUGGCCAAGUCUCCGGCCCCUGUUCAGCCAUUGGCCAAGUCUCCGGCGCCAGCCACAGCACCCAAGUCCUCUUUCUCUCCCUCCCAGCCAGCAUCUUCCACCCCAAAAGCAAGCAACGCCUCUGCUGGGUCAUGGGGGUCCAGCCCUUCACCAGCUGCCUUUAACGCCCCCAAACCUGCCCACUCGAGCUCGUACCCUCCCCCUCCCCCCAUGGCUCCUCCCCCCCCUGCAAACGUGCCGUCUGCCCCGGCUGUCAAUCACUCCAAACCUUCUCCUAUUGGCAGCCAGGAGAAUCUGAGCCAGCCCACUGCUCCAGCUCUCCAGCCCAAGCCCAUGCCAUCGCUUGCCUCAUCCAGCAGCCAACCAGCAAGGAGUCCUGCUCCGCCCAAGUCGUCUGGCUCGGGCUCAGGCAUCGGUGGAGUGCCUCUGACCAUGCGCGAGGUGGAGGAGCUGGAGAGACUGACCCACGACUUCAUCAAAGACAUGGACACACACGCUCCUGUGAUCACUUCGCCACCCACAGAGAUGUGUGGUAAGUGUGGGCAGGCCCUGUCCCGUACGCAGCCUGCGGUGAAGGCCAUGCACAAGCUCUUCCACUCCGACUGCUUCUGCUGCAUGUCCUGCCAUCGCCCCCUACAGGGCAUGCAGUUCUAUGACAAGGAUGGCACACCUCAGUGCGAGGACUGCUAUGUGAACUCCCUGGCGAUGUGUUCACGCUGUGGUGAGCGGAUCACUGACCGCGUGCUCAAGGCGGUGGGCCAGUGCUUCCACGCCCACUGUUUCCGCUGCACCACCUGCAGCUGCAGCCUGGAGGGGGCGCCCUUCAUCACCGACGACAACAACAACCCCUUCUGCGUGCCCGAUUACCACCGGCGCUUCUCUCCUAUCUGUGUGAGCUGCAACGAGCCCAUCAUCCCUGACCCGGGCAGUGAGGAGACGGUGAGGGUGGUGGCUCUGGAGAAGAACUUUCACCUCAAGUGCUACAGAUGCGAGGAUUGUGCCAGGCCCCUGUCUAUAGAGGCGGAUUCUGACGGCUGCUUCCCAUUGGACGGCAGGAUCCUCUGCAUGAAGUGCCACACCCAGCGGGCCAAACAGGCUGGGCAUUGAUUGGCUGAGAGUCCUGACAGUUACUUUAAAACUCAAAACUUUGAAAUCACACUUUGGCACAGGAUGUCAGCCAGCUUUUCAUCAUGGCUUUGCAUUAGGGCUGUGUGUGUGUGUGUGUGUGUGUGUGUGUGUGUGUCUGUGUGUGUCUGUGUGUGUGAGCGUGAGUGUGUCUGUGUAUGCAAAUGCAAAUUUCUCUGCUUUGUGCACACAGUGUGUGCGCGUGCGUGUCUGAGAUCGGUGGUAAUGUACUGCUCUCAGUCUCGAUCAAGUUCUACAACCGCGGCCGUCUCUCUGCAGGGCCUGCCAGUCCAUCGCUCUUAUCGCUGUGCCUACAUCUCCCAGCAUGACUUGCACAGGCGCUUGCAGCACAUAGGACAAAAUGAACGUUUAGAGCCUCCCCACAGUCUCUUGGGGCAGUUUUCUUUCUUAUUUGUAGUUUUUUUUGUUAUUUGUAGUUUUUUUUUUUCAUAUGCACUUUGGAACUAGAUGAAAUCAGUCAAAUAGUGGCACAGUGCUUCACUAGCUCCAGCACCCACAAGACCGUGCGCGUGUGUUGUAGUGCUUAUCAAGAAGUGCACCCCUAGGGUUAACCUGAGUUCACAAGAAAAAAAAGACAAGAAAUACUCUUUAAAAAAAAGAAAGCAGCUUUCCAGUAUGUCUGUCUGACAUGAGCAUGCAGUGAACAUUGGAAAAAAAGUGACUUCAAAUGGCAUUAUGGCCACUUCAAAUCAAAUAUUUGUAUGUAAUUAUGUGUAAAACUGCUUUGCACCAAAAGACAGACAGAUACGUUAGAAUCCAAGAGAAGUAUCUUAAUAGCACUCCAACGUUAAAUAGCAACUAGAGCACAACUAGACGGCUUCGGACAAUUCUGCUCUGUUCGAUAAAUGCUGCAUUGAGCAAAGUAGUGGACCUAAAAAGCCUCCCUUUGAUAGCUCACUGUAAGGUGUUGGGAGGAGGGUCCUCAGUUUGAAAUGCUUUAGGUGAGGCUUAGACAUAGACACGGUUCGCACACAGUCAGAAGGCCUCUCACAAUCAUCGAUUUUUUUUCUGUCACUGAGGUGUGGAAUCCUAUCAGGUGUUUGUUUUAAAGGCUAGUGUAUCUGUGAGAAUCAUGUGUCUCAUACGUGUUUGAUGACCUAUGAAUGCUAGUAAGUGCAUUAACAGACAGAACCAGACUAAUGCUGUCCCAGGUUAUACCCAUUCCUCUUUAUCCCAGGUUAUACCCAUUCCUCUUUAUCCCAGGUUAUACCCAUUCCUCUUUAUCCCAAGUGUUCAUUCCUUCUUGGCGAUUCUGCGAUGAUCAUGAACUUACAGCACAGUAUUCUUUGCUUUCUUUUUGUACAUCUUUUACUAAUGAACUAAGGAACACCACUAUUUUCAUUUAUACAGUUACUUUCUUCUGAGUUUCUUCCUUUUGAUGUACUGUAGUGUACGUUUCCAAAUGUAUCACUUUAUUCCUAUGAAAAUAACGAUUGCUUGUGUUUUAUUUCCAUUUAACUUUGAACUUAUCUGUUUGGUGUUGUGUGUUUUUUUUUUUUUUUAAUUUGUUUUAAAUCACCCACACUCAUAUUGUUACAGUUGGCUUCUGGCUAAAGAAUCUCUCCAUUGGUGACCAUGCAUGAAGGUCACGCUCCAUGACCUGCUUGGAAAAAUAGACAUUCUUCUGAUCGUCACAUGACCAAAUGUCAUAUUCCAUGGUAUUGAAUGAUAUAUUUUUUCAUAGUUUUCAGAAUGAGUUUUGUGUGUGUGUGUGCGUUUGUGUGGUUAUCUGUAACCUGUAUUGCUGGUCACCCAGUCUGUUUCAUAGGGUGGCCGUCUCUUCUUACCACAGUAUAUUUUGUGCCAUAAUGAUCAACUGAAACAUCACUUUGUGAUCGCUUUUCUUUUCUCCAAAGCAUUUAUUUAAUUGCCAUGUAUUUGCCUUUUGGUUGUUUCCCAUAUUGUGCAGACAUAUAUAUAUAAAUUCCUCUGUAAUAUGUGAAUGUGUGUAUGUUUACGUUUUGAAAUAUGCCAAAUGUCCUGUCAUGACCCAUUUGUAUUGUCUCUGACUUUUAUUUUUAUUCAGAAAUAAAGAAAGGUUGGCUAUCA